CCCCCUGCAGCCCCGCGUAUCAGACCGGAGCUGAAGCCCACCGUCUCACUCCGCUCAGAGGACUGUAAUGUACAGCUAAGGUCCCGGAAUCCACGAUGUUAGACAACGACGAGUCUGUGUUGGAGAGCCGCCCGCGGGAGCUGACCCAGAACCCGCUCCGGAAGAUCUGGAUGCCGCACAAGAACGGCCACAUAGCGCAGAGACGCGUAUGUAUGACAAACUGUCCAACUCUGAUUGUGACUGUUGGACUUCCUGCUCGUGGGAAGACUUACAUUUCAAAGAAGCUCACUCGUUACCUGAACUGGAUUGGUGUGCCAACCAAAGAGUUCAAUGUUGGCGACUACCGGAGGGAGUGUCUGAAGAUCUAUAAGUCCUUUGAGUUUUUCCGUCCAGAUAAUGAAGAAGGGGUAAAAAUCCGAAGUCACUGUGCUACAUCGGCACUCAAUGAUGUUCGCCAGUACCUGAGCGUUGAAGGAGGACAGGUUGCGGUGUUUGAUGCAACAAAUACCACAAGGGAAAGAAGAGAAACCAUCCUCAAGUUUGCUGAACAGAAUGGGUUCAAAGUGUUUUUCGUGGAGUCUGUGUGUGAAGACCCAGAUGUCAUUGCCCAAAAUAUUGUGCAAGUUAAACUGGGAAACCCAGAUUACAUACACUGCGACGGCGAAGAGGCCAUUGAAGACUUCAUGAAGAGAAUCAAGUGUUACGAGUCAUCGUAUCAGCCCCUGGAUGAGAAUCUUGACAGGAAUUUGUCUUAUAUAAAGAUUAUGGAUGUGGGCCGUCGCUACCUGGUGAACCGUGUUGCCGACCACAUCCAAAGCCGUAUUGUCUACUAUCUAAUGAACAUCCAUAUCACUCCGCGCUCCAUCUACCUCUGUCGCCAUGGAGAGAGCGACCUCAACAUUAAAGGACGCAUUGGUGGAGACUCCGGGUUGUCUCCCAGAGGAAAAGAGUUUGCCAAACGUCUGAGGAAUUUCAUUGAGGAACAAGAAAUCAAAGAUCUGAAAAUCUGGACGAGUCAGAUGAAGAGAACGAUCCAGACAGCAGAGUGCCUUGGAGUUCCAUACGAACAGUGGAAAGCCCUCAAUGAAAUUGAUGCCGGUGUGUGUGAGGAGAUGAUGUAUGAGGAAAUCCAGGAGCAUUUUCCACAGGAGUUUGCAAUGAGAGACCAGGACAAAUACCGCUACCGCUAUCCAAAGGGAGAGUCCUAUGAAGACCUGGUGCAGCGACUGGAGCCUGUGAUUAUGGAACUGGAGAGACAAGAAAAUGUCCUCGUCAUCUGUCAUCAGGCCAUCAUGCGCUGCCUACUUGCUUAUUUCCUGGACAAGACCGCAAAGGAGUUGCCUUAUCUCAAGUGUCCUCUGCAUACCGUGUUGAAGUUGACUCCCAUAGCAUAUGGAUGUAAAGUGGAGUCCGUGUAUCUAGCUGUGGAUGCUGUGAACACACACAGAGACAAACCAGAGAAUGUGAAUGUGCAGCGCAGCACAGAAGAUGCUCUGCAGACAGUCCCAGCCCACCUCUAGUUUCUGCAUUUCCUGCUGCAGCCAAGACCUCAUGCGACUCGGUUCAGACCUCUGGACAUCACAGAAUGUGAACGGUGCUGUUCAGCUGCUUCUGUGGCAGCUCCCUCACUGACGGACACCUCAUCCCAGACUCACUGUAAAGCACUUUCACUAAAUGCCAUUUAAGAAUCUGUCUCUUUGUAGUAGCUUGACCUUCAGUGGGGAAAACUACAGACAUGCCAGUAUUUCUGAUAUGUGAAUCCACUGUUGCUGGUGCUAUGAUGAUCCUAAUGUUCAGAUUUUUCUUCCAUGACUACAUUUAAAAAUCCACUCCAUACUGAGCACCGUAUCUGGUGCCCUAUGCUUCCACUGCAUUUGAAAAUGAAAAAAUGGUGAGAAAAA
This is a messenger RNA of Cololabis saira (Pacific saury), 1901 nucleotides long. Its product is annotated as 6-phosphofructo-2-kinase/fructose-2,6-bisphosphatase 4-like. The record is from RefSeq and is a predicted model, not a curated record. Gene Ontology annotation, biological process: fructose metabolic process; fructose 2,6-bisphosphate metabolic process. The coding region runs from base 96 to 1520 and encodes 474 amino acids. Gene Ontology annotation, molecular function: fructose-2,6-bisphosphate 2-phosphatase activity; ATP binding; 6-phosphofructo-2-kinase activity. Gene Ontology annotation, cellular component: cytosol. Lineage: Eukaryota; Metazoa; Chordata; Actinopteri; Beloniformes; Belonidae. The transcript has 14 exons.